AUGCAGAACCAGCGCGCGAUCGGCCGCCCCGAAGCCCAGUGCCACCAGCGUUUAGAGGCAAUCAGAGCCCCCAACACCGAUGAGAACGGCACAUAUGCACCCAUAGAGCGGGUUAUUCCGACCAAACUUGAGAGCUGGGUCGAAGCAACACCAUACCGCUAUGACGAAUUUGCCAACCGCGAGACCGACUGGGACAGCCAAGCUUGCAUCUACGAGGGGGAUGGCGAAGAAGGCGAUUCACCUCUCUUGACCCUCACCAGCACACCAAUCUGGCUGGGCUUCGCUUCCAAUACGCGCAUCAACGGCACCAGCACCAGCACUCCAUAUGGCACUGGCACUGGCACUCCUAUCCCACAGCAUAUUCGUCCAUUGUCCGGACAUUCUGAGGCUGUCGCUCUCUAG
Molecule: messenger RNA, 402 nt
Organism: Neurospora tetrasperma FGSC 2508
Lineage: Eukaryota; Fungi; Ascomycota; Sordariomycetes; Sordariales; Sordariaceae
Exons: 1
Coding region: 1-402 (133 amino acids)
Source: RefSeq, a predicted model, not a curated record